This is a messenger RNA of Ipomoea triloba (trilobed morning glory), 1146 nucleotides long. RefSeq lists its product as uncharacterized. The record is from RefSeq and is a predicted model, not a curated record. Lineage: Eukaryota; Viridiplantae; Streptophyta; Magnoliopsida; Solanales; Convolvulaceae. The transcript has a single exon. Bases 1 to 1146 code for a protein of 381 amino acids. Gene Ontology annotation, molecular function: catalytic activity.
AUGAUCCACUCCCACAGGCCGGAUGUCCUGGGUCUGGUUGAACCUAAAGUCUCGGGCUCCCAGGCUAAUGUCAUUUGCACAAAGCUGGGUUUCUCGGAUUGGAUCCGGGUAGAGGCGGUUGGGUUUAGCGGUGGAAUUUGGGUCUUCUGGAAUAACUCUUUACAUAUUUCAGUAAUACGCACUUAUCCCCAAUUCGUGCUUCUCCAGGGCCAGGAGGCAAACCAGGAGGCUUGGCACUAUGCGGUGGUCUAUAGAAGCCUGACCCACAACCUCAGACGGAGGCUCUGGAGUGAAUUGUCUUUGGCUAAACACGGGAUUACAGGAGCUUGGAUGGUGGCCGGGGAUUUCAACUCAGUUGUCAGCCAAGAGGAAACCAAUAAUUAUAGCGUGUUCUCGUUGCAACGCAGUUCAGACUUUGUCGAUUGGAUUCAGACAGAAGGCUUCAUCGAUAUGGGCUUCAGCGGCCCCGCGCUUACCUGGGCUAAAGGAGGUUCUUCUGGUCAAACAAAAGGAGCUAGACUUGACAGGGCCCUCUGUAACGUUAGCUGGCGACAGCGCUUCCCGAAAGCUAACGUCACGCACCUUCCGCGGGUCUCUUCUGACCAUGCUCAUCUUCUCAUUCGGCUUACGGACAGCAGGGGCAACCAUGGACAAACCGGUUUCAAAUUUCGGGCAGCAUGGCUCACGUCCCCGCAACUGCUAGAGGUUGUUCACAACACUUGGAGAAAGGACCAAUGCCUGCAGGAUAAUAUUUGGCGAAUGUCUGUGGAAUUGACCAAAUGGAAUAGGGAAGUCCUUGGAAGCAUUACUCACCGCAAAAAUAUUGUCCUGUCCCGGUUAGGAGGGAUCCAGAAAAGCCUGGUGAAGUUAGAGAAGAAACUUACGGAGGAAUAUCAGAACAUUUUGUAUCAGGAGGAACUCACGUGGUUCCAACGAUCUAGGGAAGAAUGGAUCGUUUCAAGUGACCGUAACACAGCCUACUACCACGCUGCCGCCACCAUCAGGAAGGCUCGUAACACUGUGACUUAUCUGAAGGAUGAGAAUGGUGUGUGGAUUGAGGACGUGGACCUACUCAAAGAUCACGUUCGACAAUACUACAUGACUCUUUUUGAAUGCGACGGAAACAGGAGGAGGUGCAACGACUGA